Xiphias gladius (swordfish) is the source of this 1816-nucleotide messenger RNA. It is a transcript of the gene napab, whose product is annotated as N-ethylmaleimide-sensitive factor attachment protein, alpha b. Gene Ontology annotation, biological process: regulation of synaptic vesicle priming; intracellular protein transport; SNARE complex disassembly. Bases 178 to 1065 code for a protein of 295 amino acids. Gene Ontology annotation, molecular function: syntaxin binding; soluble NSF attachment protein activity. The transcript is spliced from 11 exons. Gene Ontology annotation, cellular component: synaptobrevin 2-SNAP-25-syntaxin-1a complex; terminal bouton; vacuolar membrane. The record is from RefSeq and is a predicted model, not a curated record. NCBI's taxonomy places the organism in Eukaryota, Metazoa, Chordata, Actinopteri, Istiophoriformes, Xiphiidae.
GCACCUGAACGCAGUGGCAGCGGUGUCUGCAACGUCCCGUGUCACAUGACAGAGGUGAUGGUUACUUCGCGGCUGGUGAUGUGACAAGGCAAACCCGCAGCUGCUAGCACUGGUUAGCGAGUUUGCUGGCUUUCCCAUUUGCUCGCUCCUCGUCGAAAUCAGCGCAGCGACACGAACAUGGACAAUAGCGGGAAAGACAAGGAAGCAUCGGCCCUAAUGGCCGAGGCCGAAAAGAAAUUAAAGUCAUCGCAGUCGUUUUUCGGAGCGCUGUUUGGGGGUUCCUCCAAGCAGGAAGAGGCCUGUGACAUGUAUGUGAGGGCAGCCAACAUGUACAAAAUGGCCAAAAAUUGGUGUGCUGCAGGAAAUGCGUUCUCCCAAGCUGCUCGCCUUCACCUGCAGAUGCAGAGCAAACACGAUGCGGCGACUAACUUCAUAGAUGCUGGAAACGCCUUCAAAAAAGCAGAUCCACAAGAGGCCAUAAACUGCCUAAACCGAGCUAUAGAGAUAUACACUGAUAUGGGGCGCUUCACCAUCGCAGCCAAACAUCACAUAACCAUUGCUGAAAUAUAUGAGACAGAGCUGGUGGACAUCGACAAGGCCAUCGCUCAUUAUGAACAGGCAGCAGAUUAUUACAAAGGGGAAGAAUCCACCAGUUCAGCAAACAAGUGCCUUCUAAAAGUAGCAACCUACGCAGCUCAGCUGGAGCAGUACCCAAAAGCUAUCGAGAUCUAUGAACAGGUUGGAACCCAUGCAAUGGACAGUACGCUCCUGAAAUACAGUGCCAAGGAUCACUUCUUCAAGGCAGCGCUCUGUCACUUCUGUGUAGACAUGCUGAAUGCAAAACUUGCUGUGCAGAAGUACGAAGAAAUGUUUCCGGCCUUUUCAGACUCGAGAGAAUGCAAACUGUUGAAGAAACUUCUAGAUGCCUAUGAAGAACAGAAUGUGGAGGCCUACACCGAUUCGGUGAAGGAAUACGACACCAUUUCCCGAUUGGACCAGUGGCUCACCACCAUGCUUCUGCGCAUCAAGAAAACCAUACAGGAAGAGGAGAGCGACCUUCGCUGACUUCCCUCCUCGCUCGUCCUCGAGCCCCUCGUCCACCGACUUGCAUCCUUCGUUCUGCCUCGAGCCUGUUACUUCCAUUCUAGCGGCCAUCUUAGCUUUCUGACCCUUAGCCCUUAUAUACCUUCGCAGAUACAGACACUGUGUUUCCUUCCUAGCAUCUGCAGUAUUGUUUUCUUGCCUUUUUAAUCCACUCAACGCUCCCAAACAUUAUGGUCCUUUAUAGGUAUGAACACUAUUUUCCUGAGUGCACACUGCAAACAGUACGUUAGUUGUAUUUUGUUAUGAUACAGGUAUUUUUUCCUAAUAUUUGUUAAAAUUUUUAUAAUUGGGCUGCAAUACCAGAUACUCAAACCAGCACACUUGCAUAAUAAAGGCUUUAUUUCUAUUUUCAUUGUUAUAAAAUUGAUGAGAUUAUGCCAAUUUAUUAACACUUUGAUCUACAAAAUAUAUUUUCCAGGUUGUGCUUUAGAAUAAACUACACUGACCAAAAUGCCAGUAUCGACUAACAGCAGUCACGUUGAUUUUUUUUUUUGGUACUUUUGAGCGCUUGAGUAUACUGUAGAUCCUAACGGGGCAUCUCUAAUUAAACAGCACUUCAUCUCAGCAGCGGAGCUCCUCUCCAGGCAGAGACUCCACGAGUCCCUGAGGUCAUUCCAUGGAAAAUACCCCCUCUGCCUUAUACUGCCAAGUUCUCAGGACGUGAACAGCUAGAUUUGAUGAAAAUUUUAAACCAAUAAAAUCAAUAAAUAAU